Molecule: messenger RNA, 1536 nt
Organism: Uncinocarpus reesii 1704
Lineage: Eukaryota; Fungi; Ascomycota; Eurotiomycetes; Onygenales; Onygenaceae
Exons: 3
Coding region: 1-1536 (511 amino acids)
Biological process (GO): tetrahydrofolylpolyglutamate biosynthetic process
Cellular component (GO): cytosol; mitochondrion; cytoplasm
Molecular function (GO): tetrahydrofolylpolyglutamate synthase activity; ATP binding
Source: RefSeq, a predicted model, not a curated record
AUGGGGCGCACAUACAAUGAUGCCAUCACGGCACUCAACUCGCUACAAUCAAACUACUCAAUCGUCCAAAAGAUUCGAAAAUCAGGCGGACGGAUGAACGAGACCGCAUUGAAUGAGAUGGUAGAAUGGUGUGAGAAAAUCGGAUACAAGCCGUCGGACUUCAACAAAUUGAACUUGAUCCAUAUCGCAGGUACCAAGGGCAAAGGCUCUACAUGCGCGUUCAUUUCUUCGAUUCUCUCCCAGUACACCCCCGCGAGCGGGCGGCAAACCUCACAAAACUCGAAUCUCUCGCCAAAUUACAAAGUUAGCAAAGUUGGCCUAUAUACAUCCCCGCAUCUUCGAUUCGUGCGUGAACGUAUACAGAUCAACAAUACCCCCCUAUCCGAGGAGCAAUUCGCUCGGUACUUCUUCGAAAUAUGGGAUCGGCUGGAAGACACUGCUCGGAAGGCUGGCAUGGACCCGGCUGACCCCGCGACGAAACCAAUUUAUUUCCGAUACCUCACGUUGAUGGCAUGGCAUGCGUAUUUAAGAGAAGGCGUGGACGCAGCUAUCAUAGAAUGUGGAAUUGGAGGGGAAUAUGAUAGCACGAAUAUUCUGGAUAGUCCCAUUGUUACUGGCAUCACGAGUUUGGGAAUCGACCAUGUUGAGCUUCUGGGGAAUUCAAUUGAACAGAUUGCUUGGCAUAAGGCAGGAAUUAUGAAACCGGGUUCAAUCGCCUACACUGCCCCCCAGCCAGAAAGCGCUCUAGAGGUUAUAAGGAAGAGAGGGAAAGAAAGAGGAGUUGACGUACACGUUGCGACGGGCCAUCCAGACCUGAAGCCUGGUAAUAUUCGACUCGGCUUGUCCGGUGAUUUUCAGUACAAAAACGCAGAACUUGCGGUGGCUGUGGCAACUUCAUUCCUACGCGCUCGAGGAGCUGAGGGCGCUCCAUCCUACGCUGACAAGGAGCCCCUGGCAGCACCGAUCAUACGAGGUCUAGAAAAUACCCGCCUGGGUGGCAGAUGCGAGAUUAGAAAAGAAACAAACAUUACUUGGCACAUUGACGGAGGUCAUACGUUGGAUAGCAUUGAAGCCACGGGUAGGUGGUUCUCUUCACAACCCUAUACCCACAGCUCUCCAGCGGGAGGACAUGACAAGCCGCAAGUCCUAGUGUUCAACCAGCAAUCCCGUGACAGCUCGGCACUUGCAAAGGCGCUUCAUGAUACACUAUCUGCGGGAAACUGCUCAUUUACCCACGCCGUAUUCUGCACAAACAUCACAUACAAAGAAGCGGGAUAUCAGCCAGAUCUUGUGAGCAUUAAUACCAACGCCACUGAUGUUGAGAAAUUGAGUGUACAAAAUACUCUGGCAGAGACAUGGAGGAAUCUGUCACCGAACACCACUGUUGUAGUGAAAGGCACAAUUGAGGAGGCAGUCCAGUAUGUGCGGAGUUUGGCCUCUCGCCAAGAUGAUACAGUCUCAGCUCUUGUGACGGGGAGUUUGCAUCUUGUUGGUGGCUUGAUUGAGGUAUUGGAGACCAAAACCACACAGCAAUAA